UCAUGUCGCACCCCUGGCAGAAGCGCCAUGCCUCCCGCUCUCCCGCUCCAAACAUUACACCAACUUCCCCUGCGCAUCGCUUUCUUCCUCCGUCGCACUAUGCAGCUGCAGCGGGCGUACCUUACGAUGCAAGCCGGAGCCGUGCUCGCGAAUCGCGUCCUCAACCGCAUACCUCGAACACUCCGCCGCUACCCUCGCAGUCCUCUCUUGCUUCUGCUUCCGAUUCGCACUCUCUCCAUGUCGACUACCCUACCAAUUACAGGUCUAAGCGUAGAAGUCAAGUAGGAGAUCUGGGGCUUAUGGAAGCGCACUUGCUACCUUCUCUAAAGGAUACGAUCGAUCGUAUGACAAGGCCAUCAUCACAGCUAGGAAUGCCGUCUCCAUUACCCAAUGAGAACCUGCAGUUGGACCAUCGAUCUAACAUUGGUCAGUAUUAUUCACACCCCCCGCCCAAGCUUACAAGGACGCCUCAACUUCCCUCUACUUCGUCAUGUUCGCGAGAUACAAGUCACCAGGUUCCGGUAGCACAGUCAGAAGGUUCUUCACGUCCCUCACGCAGUGCUUUGAGACAGAAACCGAAGCCCAUUUUAAAGGCUCAAUCCCACGCUCCUACAAUGAUUCCAUGUGAUCGACCUUCCGAUCGACCUUCUGAGGCACCUCGGUCCGUCAGCUUAGUGCGCAGCGGAAAACUGGACUGGACUUCUCCCAUGGAGGGCUUCUCUCCGAGGCCGCCUUUCCCCCACAAACAGAAAAGUCAACCACUUCAUCAGCCUUCAAUCACGACCAACAUCACCCCUGGCAGAAGAACGGAAAGAACUCGUGCUCGCACAGACCCUGGUGCACCGCAUAAUUCGGCACCUUCAAUUGGUUCAUUGGCUACUCCCCAACCAAAAAAAUAUCGAUCAAAUAUUCCUCGACGUGUUGCACCACCACUGCUACGACACGCUCCACGAGAGAGCUCCCAAGAUAGCCUGACUGACGCGGAACCACGAGCUAGCUCAAGCCUCCGAGGUCAGAAACUGGCCGCUGACAAUAUUUUUGUCUUCCCAUCUUCCAGUUCAGAGAGCGACGAGACCCCUGUCAUGUUCUCAAAGCAGCCUUCGUUUGCACAAGGGCGCCUCUUGGCUUCUAAGGCACCUGAAAAGAAAAAAGAGCGUUUCGGUCUCGGGUUUGGAUUCGCGGACUAUGGGGCAAAACUUCGAGGCAUGUUUGCCGACAAUUCGGCUCAUUCGAUACAUUCAACCACCAGUGAAGGCGAGAGCGCCGGCAAUGACGAUGGCAGCAUUCAGGAUAACGAGAGUCUCUUUUCUGACCGUGCGGAUCAAGGCGGAGAGCGAGGCGACUCCACAAUUUCCGAUCGAUAUUCCCUGAGCAGUGCUGGAUCAAGUUACCCAGCUUCGGAAACGAUGGCUGAUGGUGAUGAAUCCUCUGAUCGACGAAAAAGAGAACUCCUUGGACUAGUCGAUGGGUUGAACCCUAGUUCUCAAGAUCACCCAGCUCGAAGCGAAGAGAGCGAGUAUUUUGGCGAAGAAGGGCUCGCUAUCGGUGGCUCUAGCGAUUCGAUCCAUAUCCCGAACCCAUCUUCGUCGGAUAAAUCGUUCAAGAAGGAGAACGAUUCUGGCUCAGAGUAUUCUUUUGACGACGAAAAUGACGAAGGCCUCCGAUCGUCUACCCCUAGAGAUGGACAUUCUCAUUCCAAGACAGACAGGGCCUCCAAAGACAACAAAGCAAGCAACCGGUGGCGUUUUGAUGAACGAAAUACGAGGAAGUCGAGGUUAUCAGUUGAACGGCCGUCUUCAGGGCACCCUCUACUCUCCCCCCGUCGUUCCGUUCAUUCGACCUACUUGAACUCACAGAUAUCGCAUCCAUCAGCGGAGAUUAUGCCUAACAUUGACAUCGGUGGUCAACGAUACUCCUCAGAGCUCACGCGCAUGAUGGUCACAUCAGACGAGGCUGCAGUGCGCGAACGCCAGGCGUUUGGACUUUCUACGUCAUUUUCUGGCUCCGCUUCUGAUGAACCCUGCCUCACGCAUGCCGACAGUGACAUGUCGUCAAUCGCCGGAAACACGUGGCAAUUCGAGUGUGAAGAUGAUGGCGUACAUACUAAUUCACUCCUCAAUAGACUGGCAACACAGGAGUUCGAAUCCUCCAUGGAGGCUCAACCCACACAAAUUGACUUAUCCUAUACAUCAUCUGAAUCAUCUGUUUCUGCCGCAUCGAUGUCAUCAGUAGCCCACGAAUUCUUGCAUUCGGAUCGGACAAAUGCACAUCGGGAUCAUCGACGUUCUUCUUCAGAUAUUUACGCGUCUUGGGAAGACUUUCGUCUGCAUAUUCUGGAACAAUUCGGUGAGGUAGAGGUACGACGACAAGAGAUUGUCUGGAAACUGGCGGAGUCAGAGGAAACUUUCGUAAUCAACUUGCAGAACAUGGUACAGCUCUUCAUCCUUCCUCUACGCGUCCGAAGUACGAAAGUCUGGGUUUCUGGCGUUCCAGACGACGUCUCGAGGCUGUUUGACUGGCUAGAAGACAUCGUACAUCUCCACACGAAAUUAUCCGCCAGCCUCAUCGGUCUUCGGGAUGUGCACAACUCCGACCUGCAGUGCGUCGGGGAAAUUCUUCGAUCUUUUAUGGCAAAGCUUGAAAUAUAUCAGCCUUACCUGGUAAAGCUAGAGUUUGUUGCAACCAGAAUCGAACAUCUUGUCGCUCAGGAGAAAAGUGACAUCGGAGAUUUUAUCAAGCUACAAGAGCGCUCCUCCGCAUGCCAGGGAUGGUCAUUGGAGAAAUAUUUGGUUGAACCUGUUCAGAGGCUUUCCCAAUACCCUGAUUUUUUUCAUCGGCUCUGGCACGCAACCCCGAAGUCCCAUCCCGACUAUCUAUCAACACUAUCUGUUCUUCACUCUGCUAAACUCACGAUCCGUGUUCUCAGCGAAGUCAAAGAUCGGGAGGACGAGUACGAGUUUGUCAAAGAUAUGUUCUCACGUAUAGCGCACGUUCCUUCCCAACUUCCUUGCCGUGAUAGGCGUCUGCUGAUGCACGGUCCUGUCGCAUGUGCCAGAGUGGAAAACGACGAUGAUCUACCGGUCAUGCGCCCUUCCACCAACGUGCACGGUUUUCCGGAGCCACUGAAAAGCCCAUCUCCUGAUUCGCGUCCACGAAAUAACGAAAGACUCUCGAAUGCGCUGAAAGGUUGGCGUGGGCGCAGUGGGUCAGUACAAUCUACAGCCUCGACGACAGCGUCGCUACAAUCCUUUCGUACUGCUCCAUCAUCAUUCGACUUCCGAUCUGAGCCACAAGCGGGGCCCAGAACUAGCCCUUUGCUUCGCGUCGAGUCUCCGGCUGUUGAUGUUCAGUUAUUCGUUUUUACAGAUUUAAUCAUGAUGACCUUCGCCGCCAAUCGCCACGAUGAUUCCCAGCGCACUUCUGCAAAUUUGCGCAUACUCGAGGACUUCGGUCUCUCCAGAAUUCUUUCUGUGACGGACGAGACAGAUAGAAGAUCAUCCAUCUCACUAGAUUUAGUUCCACUGACUGCUGAGGAGCUCGAGAGAGGACACGCAAAUUCAAAAGGUCGUGUCUUGACCGUGUCGUUGUCACACGGCACUUCUCGAUCUUCUGUAUCGGAGGCAUCUAUGCAGUGCGCCGUUCUGAAGGAAUGGUUGGUACCACUGAGACAAUGUUGUCAGCACACUUUGAGGUCGUUGUCUUCGCCAUCCGCGAAGAGCCACCUGGCUCAUGCGUCGAAAGAAUCUGAGAUCAGUCAAUCAGUCUUAUCCAUCCUCGCAUCAGGGUUGCCAUUUCCUAAAAGUCCUUCCAUGCAGUUACAUGGUGUCGAACUAGGACAAGCAGGGGAUGCGGAGCGACAGGAAAGGGAAGAACGUGGGUGGUGGUCGCUGCGGUUUCACGAGGUCCUGCGAGAAAUACAAGGACGAGAAGUGGCACUUCGAUAA
Molecule: messenger RNA, 3944 nt
Organism: Suillus fuscotomentosus
Lineage: Eukaryota; Fungi; Basidiomycota; Agaricomycetes; Boletales; Suillaceae
Exons: 4
Biological process (GO): positive regulation of Rho protein signal transduction
Molecular function (GO): guanyl-nucleotide exchange factor activity
Source: RefSeq, a predicted model, not a curated record